AUGUCCUCUGAUCCCGAAGACUACCUCGCUGUACUCAAAGCAGCGUAUGAUUAUGAGCCGCAAGCUGACGCGGAAGAUGAGUUAGCAGUAAAAGAGAACCAGUUGCUAUUUCUUCUUGAACGCACAGACGAUGAAUGGUGGAAGGUGAAGGUGAAGGCGGAUAUGCAAGAUGAAGAUGGGCCAUCAGGUCUUAUUCCGGCCGCAUACGUUGAGCCCGCGGAACGCAUCUCAGUGGUCAAAGUACUCUACGAAUACGAGGCACAACAGCCCGGAGAGCUCUCCGUGGGCGAAGACGAAGUUCUCUACGUAUAUGACAAGGAUGAAGACUGGCUACUGGUGCAUAGCCAGAAGGAAGGCGGCAAGGUCGGUUACGUCCCUGGUAACUACGUCGAAGAGGUGCCAGAGGAAGGGGAGUCAACUCCACAGGCUGUAGCCUCCCCACCGGCCGUUGACCUUUCUAAGCUUGUGAUCCCGGACUCGCCCCCAAAGCCUGCAUACACGGAUCCUGCAGAGCUGGUCAAUAAGAGUAAGGCAAAAGCUCAGGCUGGACCAGUUGAAACAUGGUCGGUAUCAGAGGUCGAUAAGAAGGGCAAGAAGAAGAAAGGCACUCUCGGAGUGGGCAACGGUGCCAUGUUCUUUGCCAGUGAGUCCGACAAGACCCCAGUUCAAAAAUGGCAGACCUCAGACAUCCUCACGACUCGUAUCGAGAAGAACAAGCAUGUUCACAUAGACAUUGGUGGUAUCUCGCCAAUCAGCCUUCACUUCCAUGCCGGCUCCAAGGACAUUGCAGAUACCAUCCUGAACAAGCUCCAGGAGGCUCGACUUCCCCUUGAAGCGCAGGAAACUACCCUAGCGGUUGAGCCACCCGAGAGACCGAGAAGCAGUGCACAAAAGUCCGUUCACUUCGAUAAUGCAGCACCGGUGAUUAUCCCUCCUCGCGAAGAUGAUGGGCAAUCGGAACCGGACGAAGACGGCGGGGAGUACGGAGAAGAGCCAGACGGACCUCGCGCUGCAGUGCUGUAUGACUUCCAUGCUGAUGAGGAGGACGAGAUGUCUGUCUCCGAGGGCGAGACCCUUCUCGUGCUCAAGCGCGACACGGACGAAUGGUGGAAGUGCCGGAACGCACGUGGUCAAGAGGGUGUCCUGGUCCCGGGAACUGAGGGUGCUGGCCGGUCGUCCACAGACUCCGACGCCUCUGAGGCUCAGGCAGCAAGAGCGACCGCAGAGCGUGCGGAGUCUGAACGGCGGGAACGGGAAGAGGCUGAACGCAAAGAGAGGGAGCGCAAGAAGGAGGCUGAGCAACGAGCGAAGGCAGCAGCAGCCCAAGCUGAGGCAGAUAGGCGGCGUCGCGAGCAAGAGCGAGAGAGACAGCGCGAGAAGGAGAAGGAACGUGAACGUGUUGCUGAUGAGGAAGCUCGUAGGAAGGCUCGCGACUCUAUGGAGACUCCGAGAUCCCCGAAGGCAAACGGCUCUGGUUCAAGAAGCUCAGCCGAGAAACGUCCACCUCCCACGGCCAACGUACGCACUUGGCAUGAUCGGACAGGCCAGUUCCGAGUUGAUGCUGCCUUCCUUGGCUUCGCGAGCGGCAAGCUCAGGCUUCACAAGGUCAACGGCGUUGUCAUCGAAGUGCCUUCUGAUAAGAUGUCUGCCGAUGAUAUGAAGUACGUCGAACGUGCGAUGGCAAAGCAACGAGAGCAGCAACGUGGCUCUUCGCCUCGUGGAACCUCAGACGAUGAACCUUUGGAACACCGGAGGCGUUCGCUGCAACCUUCUGCGAAGACCGCUCAGUCGUCGAAGAAGGGUCCAACGGUCGAUUGGUUCGAGUUCUUCCUCAGUGCCGGUUGUGAUAUUGACGACUGCACGCGGUAUGCCGCAUCCUUCGAGCGAGACAAGAUUGACGAAGCCAUCUUACCCGAUAUCACCGAGUCUACAAUGCGUUCUCUUGGCCUCAGGGAAGGCGAUAUAAUCCGUGUGAAGAAGGCGAUUGAUGCGAGGAAACCCAAACCGACGGAAGACGUAAAGGCGGAUCAAUUACGCCGUGACGAGGAGCUCGCAAAGCAAUUGCAGGCGCAGGAGAAUGGCGGCACGCCUCGAGGCGAAGCUCCCAAUCUCUUCGCUGCAGGUCCCAACGGCGCACUCAAGAACAAUGUGCGUAGGGGUAGACCCCAGCCGAGCAAGAGCGUUCCCUCGACAGUCGACAUUAAUGCCAUUAGCUCGGCUUCGGACCAGAUUCAACGUACAGGUACCCCCAGCCGUGCAAGUGGCACGCCGACUCCACAGCUGCCUGAAAGGUCGAACUCUGUGUCACUUGCACCUACGCCUAGCGGCUUCGAUGAUGAUGCAUGGACAGUUAGACCAAGCUCAACGACACCUAUCGCCCCAUCGUCGCCCGCGAACAACCGGGCCGCGCCCACUCCGCCUGUCGCACCACCGGCACCUCCCGUACAGGUGGCUGCUCCUGCACCAGCUCCUGCACCAGCACCGCCUGCUGCUGCGCCUCCAGCGGCGCCAGCUCCUCCCCCUGCACCCCCGGCGCCCUCGGCUUCUGCGCCCCCUGCUACGACACCUGCAGCGCCAAUUCAACAGCCCGGGAUGACUGGUUCCAGCUUGGCAAAGAAGACAGAAGCAGAUGUCUUUGACCAGCUGGCACGUCUUAACGUACUUCGCCUGCAAAACCCUGUCAUCACCCAGAGACCAGCCUCUGCGUUAAGUUCUGGGGUCACCUCUCCCCCGCCGCUUAGCUUCCAGUCUGGCUUAGGCAUGGGCUCCUCACCGGCGCCUCUUGCCCAGCAUCUGCAAGCUCAACGGACCGGAAUACUCGCACCACCGCAGCCCAUCAAUGGUCCUCGAGGUCCGCUUGCACCCGUGCCGGCCAACCAGGCCUUAUUGCAGCCGCUCAUCCCGACGAACACCGGCUUCAACAGCUUCGUUCCAGCACGGCCCCAAAGCACUCCUUCGUACUUGCAGCCUCAACAGACGGGCAUUCUUGGACCUCCGCCGCAACCGCUUCUAUCGCAACCUACUGGCUUCCAAGCACCGCCGCCGCCCAGCUUCCGGCCACCGCAGAUGACAGGCCUCCAGGGACCGCAGCCUACUGGCUUCCAAGGACUGCAGCCAACAGGAUUCCAAGGCUCGCAACCGGUCGGCUUCCAGCCAUCACCACAACCGUUCUUGUCGCAGCCCACUGGUUUUCAGCCUUCUGGCCCCAUGCUUUCGCAGCCAACUGGCAUUGGGGGCAACUUCGGUGGUAUAUCUUCGUUCCAGAACCCGUCUGGUAGCUUUGGACAGGUUCAACCUAACCCGACAGGUUUCAACCCCGGCUUCGGGCAGUUCAAUGCGACAUCACCACCGCCUGCACCGCAGCCACCUGCGUCGAAUCAAGUCAAUACCAAUCCUGCCAACAUCUUCGCUCAGAUGAAAAGCGGGACGUUUGGACAGGAUGAUUCGCUGCAGCCUCAGUCCGCAGAUAAAUAUGACUCUUUGCGCCCUCAACCUACAGGAUGGGGAGGAGGAUACCAAGGGAUGAAUGGCUUCUCCGGAGGGUAUGGAUUCCAAUAA
Molecule: messenger RNA, 3558 nt
Organism: Phanerochaete carnosa HHB-10118-sp
Lineage: Eukaryota; Fungi; Basidiomycota; Agaricomycetes; Polyporales; Phanerochaetaceae
Exons: 10
Coding region: 1-3558 (1185 amino acids)
Molecular function (GO): ubiquitin binding; cytoskeletal protein binding; protein-macromolecule adaptor activity
Source: RefSeq, a predicted model, not a curated record